GCAAGGUCUCCGAUAUGCUUCCACGCACAGAAGCUAACUACCACAACUGCUCAACCUAAAUCAACCAGUCCGCUUCCUACAACAAGUUCUUGCAAUGCUGUAAUAAACCAGGACAUCGCAUUUGUGGUGGAAAUAUCAACUUCAACUGGCAAUUUGAAAGCUUCUCAGGCUGCGACAAAAUUCAUUACAAGCUACCUACUGGACAAUCAUUUCGACGAUGAGCAUUCGAACUAUUCCAUCGUUCCAUUUCCCGAUCCUGAUAAAUACGAGAAAUAUUUUAUACCCAUGGAUUUUCUGAAACUCCACAAGGAUGAUAUCAAAACAACUUUCUCAUCAUUGUUCACUGUUUUCCCCAAUUUUAAUGGAGACACUUCCGAUAUAGAG
Messenger RNA from Cylicocyclus nassatus, 384 nucleotides. Lineage: Eukaryota; Metazoa; Nematoda; Chromadorea; Rhabditida; Strongylidae. The record is from the annotation of a GenBank genome assembly.